Molecule: messenger RNA, 4231 nt
Organism: Parasteatoda tepidariorum (common house spider)
Lineage: Eukaryota; Metazoa; Arthropoda; Arachnida; Araneae; Theridiidae
Source: RefSeq, a predicted model, not a curated record
AAAUUAUUUAUGACAUAUCAUUUAAAUUUUAAAAAAAUUAUCAUAAUAUUGUGACUCCCAUACCCAUUUAUUUCUGGAAAUCGUGACGCAAUAUUUUAAAUUCUUUUAAUUUCACGACAAAAAUUGUUAUUAUUAAGUCGCCUUUAAGUUGUAACAUAUAUGUAAGCGACUGUUUAUUUUGUGACUUAUGUGUCGGGUAUCCUCAUUAACUAGGAGCUUAAGAUUAAUUUACGUGAUUGGCUUAGGUGGCGUAAAUUUUAAUUUUCAUCUAAUUUGCAAUGUUAAAAAGAUGCAAAUGAAAAUAUCUCGUUAGCGCGAGGCUUUAAAAUAGCGCCCUCUAGUGAAGCACACGGUGACGAGGUUAAGUUACGGAGUCGAAAGCUUUAGCAGACGCACGAGGUUGGCGUAAAGAGUGACAACAUAGAAUCACGCUCCUCAAAAUCGUGGCUUUUUCUUGUUUAACCCUUCCCUCCCUGAGCUCUGUACCGUUACUAGCAUCCGAUCCAGCAUUCAACGGACUGUGAUGCUUCAUGUUCCGUUCUCUAUGCUGAUUUAUUUCGACAAAUAUUUAAUAAAAUCACUCGAUCAGUGUGUGUUGUAUACAUGUAAACGAAAUUUAAAUUCGAUGACUUCUUCAAUCAACAUCAGCUGAUCUGAGCUGUCUUCACUGGGGUGUCCGGUUGUGUAUUUACUUGACUGGUUCCUGAUGUCAACUGGACGAUGUGCCCUGCCUGUGGACGUGUUAAAUGGACAUUGUCGGUUAUUUGUCAGUACUUUAGUGGACGUAAAUAUGACAACUGUGCUUCCGACAAAGUAGGGUUAGUGGAAAAACUAUUACCAGACGGAUAGUACUUUGUUUACCGUCGUACAUGUGUCGCGCUUUUUGUAUACUGAACGUUAAACCGGGCAUUGCCGCCUCGGACGCUUUCUUUUAUUUUUUUCGAUGGUACUUAGAUGGCAGUUCGGGAGCUUUUAGAUUCAUCUUCUCCUUCUAAUUCAUCGGACAUUCAAAUUUCGGGAACUAGUGGCGGACUUUCAAGUCCUAGUACACCUCUUUCUGCGGGGCGACUUCUAUCUAGAAAUGCAAAUGGGACAAUAGCUAUGACGUCUCAACCGACAAAUGAGUCGGAGCUACAACUAUAUCGAGUCUUACAGAGGGCUAAUCUUCUGGCUUAUUACGACACUUUCAUCUGUCAAGGAGGAGAUGAUGUUCAGCAACUUUGUGAAGCUGGUGAGGAAGAAUUUCUUGAAAUAAUGGCUUUGGUAGGAAUGGCCAGUAAGCCAUUACAUGUUCGGAGGCUACAAAAAGCCCUCCAAGAAUGGGUUAGCAACCCGACUAUGUUCCAAACACCACUAGUUCCAGCUCUGCCGCCCACUCACCCAAACCACCAUAUGGGUGGAAUGGGGGCUGGGGUCACCCGGGCUGGUCUCCAAGGCAAUAUGAGUCAAGCUCAACCCCCUAUGCCUAUGAGGCCGAGUCCCCCUAUUCCACCAAUGCUCACCAACAACGCUCACUCGUCCCCAUCACCUGGACACGGGGCACAAAGCGCCAGCGCAGGCGCCAAAGAUGUGACUUCCCCUUCUCAGAUGCAACAUCUUCAUCAUCAGCAACAACAACAGCAUCAGCAACAACAUCAGCAGCACCAACAGCAUCUUCAUCAGCAUCAGCAGGCGCAACAUCAUCAGGCCCAUGCUCCUCCGCAAUCUUCUACACAGUCCUCCCAACAGCAACAACUGCAGCAGCAACAGCAACAACAGCAGCAGCAACAACAGCAGCCGCCUCCGCCCACCCAUAGUCAGUUGCAACAGAUGUAUUCUCAGUCCCUGCCGCCCGGCUGCGGGGAUAUCCUCUUGAGUGACCCCCAGUUGUCUCUGACGCCGGUUCUGGUUGAUACCCAAAUCCAGAGACUGUCCGAGACUACGGAGAGCAUGAUCCCACAACUACUGAUGCAGCUUGACCCUAAACUUCCCAAUAGCAAGAAGAGGAUGAGUAAAGAAUUAGAGUAUGUCAUGAACAUGCCUGAAGAUGACCCAAGGCGGAUGGAUGAAAUUCGGAAGUAUGCAGCAAUUUAUGGAAGAUUUGAUUGCAAAAGAAAAGCAGAAAAACCUUUAACUUUGCAUGAGGAAUGGUUCCAGGUGUCUGUGAAUGAAGCCGCUGCCCAGAUCUGCAAGCACAUUCCUGCUCUUCUUACUCGCAGAGACGAGUUAUUUCCUUUGGCCAGACAAGUUGUACGAGACAGUGGUUACCAAUACUCCAAGGGUCACUCCAGGUUAGUUUUUUCUUUAUUAAUACAUACAUCCGAAUAGUACAAACUUCUUUAGAACAGUAGCGUGCGUAAUAAAUGAAUCUGAUACAGGACAUGAAAUUUCACUUCUAAAGGUACUAGCCAUACUAAAGUUAUACUUUACAAAAUAUCUGAAUAAUUUUGAAAAAAUUAACAGAUAUGUAGUUUAAAAACUUUUUUAAUGGCCAAAAUCGCAAAAAAAUGUAGAAACAGAAAACUUUAGAAUAGCCCGAAAUGUCAUAAUCUUGUUCAAAUCUGGGCGCUGAACACGCCUCUCUGUUCGUGUUAGAGAAGCAAACAUAAAAUUGAAUUCUGUUUUUCAUUGCAGAGUUCCACAUCCCAGUUGUUCAUUCCCGAGAUUGGGGUUUAAUUGCGCGGAAAAAAAACUUAAUAUCCUCUACCCCAAAUUAAAGAAUUUUUUCUUUGAUUUGUCAACCCAAAGUGUUAAAAACAAGCAGAAAUGUUAACACAUUAGAUGGCAUAGAUGUCUGUCUUUUUGUGAUGAAUACCUUCGCGCGUGUUUAAUUAAUCUCUCUCUUAAAGUCAGAAACUCUUGCUUCAUUUCUAAUAUUUGUCCUAACUUCAUUUUUAAUAUUUAUCCUAACUUCAUUUUUAAUAUUUAUCCAGUGCAGGCUCUGGAAAAGAAAAAAAAAUUAUUUGAAACACAAUAUUUUGCUAGACAAAAUUUACUUGCCAGUUCUAAAUAUUUGGUCGUCAUUGGCGAGUGGGAAUUUUACACCCUGAAACUUCACAAGUGAUGAGCAUCUACUUGCAUGGGAAGGAAGGGCAACUGGUACAAGAUCUUAGGAGCCUCAACCUCCCUGACCCCCUUGACUGACUAUUGGCUGUUACAUAUUUUGAAGAGCAAGAGUUAAUUGGGAAUAUUUUAUAUAUUGUGCUCUUGAUUAAUAUUUAAUCUGACCACCCCAUGAUUUCAAAACCAGUUUCACUCGUUUUGGCAUAGAUUCUGCCUGGUUUUUACUAUUUUCAACUAUAUAUCCCUACGACAUACUAGAAUCAAUCACCAAAUGAUGCUAUUUUUCAAACUGCAGUCCUUUUUUGCGAAUUUUUGUUUGCAAAGCUCAGCAUAUUGUAAUCCAUGAUUGAGGACCCGGAGAGUUUCCCGACCUUUCUAAAGCAGCCAAUUUGUUUUUGACAAAAUAUUCUUUUUAUUUAUUUAUUUUCUAAAUUGUGGCAAGGAGCUGAAUCUUGUUGAAAGUUUUUAUCUUUAGAUACCUCUUAUUUAACUCAGAUCCAUUAUUAUGUUGCACUAGUCCUUGUUUCGUCAUUCCUUCAACAAAAAUGAGAGGUCCAACUCCAUUUUAUGGAAAACACCCCAAAGCAUUUCCUUAUUUUAAAUUUGGAAGAUUUAAAAAUUUACUCUUGAUUUCGUUAAUACGCACGCUACUGAAUGUUGUGAAUUAAAUGCUAUCAUUAAAAAAAAAACACGAUAUUGCACUGUAAAAAAAAAGUAAUUUCGUUUAAACAAAUUUCUAGUUUUUCGUCAUUUUUUUUCCAAUUAUUGAUGAACUAGGUUGUAAAAAAUCUGGGAUUUCUUUAAAAAAUCAAUUCAAUUAUAGUAACAAAAGUGUAAUUCCCUUAAACGGAUCCUUCGCUAUAUUCUUAAGCUCUGAAAUAUAGAAUCUUCACUCAAAUUUUCAUAGUCUGAAACUGAUUGUUUCAAAUUUUUGAGAAUCUAAAAAUAGGCCUUCACAAAUUCGGGUGUUCUUAACGAAAUUUUAAUUUUAUAAAAUUGAUUCUUCAACAACAUUUUAAUCCUAUGAGGCAGAUAGCGAAUCUUUAAAACGUUGUCGCUUCAAAUUUGUAGUAUUUAUUUUUUGGCACUAGGUGAAAAAAAUAAAUCAUAGUUUUUCUAAAACUUGCAUUUUCUAACACUCACUAAAAAAUCGAAACUUAAAUUACCAAUAAUCUUAAAAACGCGUUUA